Molecule: messenger RNA, 828 nt
Organism: Miscanthus lutarioriparius
Lineage: Eukaryota; Viridiplantae; Streptophyta; Magnoliopsida; Poales; Poaceae
Source: the annotation of a GenBank genome assembly
AUGGAGUCGUCUCCGGUGUCUUACUGGUGCUACAGCUGCAGCCGCUUCGUGAGGGUAUCUCCGUCCACUGUCGUCUGCCCGGAGUGCAACGGCGGCUUCCUGGAGCAGUUUACGCAGCCGCCGCCGCGGGGCGGCGGCGGGAGCGGCCGGCGCGGGACGAUGAACCCGGUCAUCGUGCUCCGCGGCGGAUCGCUUUCUGGGUUCGAGCUCUACUACGACGACGGCGCGGGCGAAGGGCUGCGGCCGCUGCCCGGUGACGUCCAGCACAUCCUCAUGGGGUCUGGUUUCCACCGCCUGCUCGACCAGUUCUCGCGACUGGAGGCGGCGGCUCCGCGUCCGCCGGCGUCGAAGGCUGCGGUGGAGUCCAUGCCGUCGGUGACGGUCGCCGGAGGUGGUGCUCACUGUGCCGUGUGCCAGGAGGCCUUUGAGCCUGGCGCCGCCGGCCGGGAGAUGCCGUGCAAGCACGUCUACCACCAGGACUGCAUCCUUCCCUGGCUCUCGCUCCGCAACUCCUGCCCCGUCUGCCGCCAAGAGCUUCCGGCUGCAGCCACCCCAGAUGCGGAGGCGGAUGCUGGGCUCACCAUAUGGCGACUUCCACGCGGUGGAUUUGCCGUAGGGAGGUUCGCCGGUGGGCCUAGAGAGCAGCUCCCGGUCGUCUACACGGAGCUGGAUGGCGGCUUCAGUAACGGGGUUGGGCCGAGGCGGGUGACAUGGCCAGAGGGAGAUGGCCAAGUAGAUGGUGGUGAAGGUCGUAUUCGCCGCCUACUUAGGAAUCUAUUUGGCUGUUUUGGUCAGCCAGCGAGUUCGUCGCAGUCCCGGAGUGGCUGA